This is a messenger RNA of Diaporthe amygdali, 474 nucleotides long. RefSeq lists its product as uncharacterized. Bases 1 to 474 code for a protein of 157 amino acids. The transcript is spliced from 2 exons. The record is from RefSeq and is a predicted model, not a curated record. Lineage: Eukaryota; Fungi; Ascomycota; Sordariomycetes; Diaporthales; Diaporthaceae.
AUGUCGGACGUAUUUAGACGCAUUGGCCGCGGCGGCGCGGGUAAUUUCAUCCCUGAGAAGGAAAUUCAGGAGGCAGAACGGGCGCAACACGCUCAUGAUCCAGAGUCGCAGAAGUCUGAGGCUACAGCGGCACCAAUAGCAGAAGCCGCGGCCGCUCAUCCGCCUCAAUAUGUGAGGGUCGGUAGGGGAGGCUCAGGAAACUACACUGAGCCACCAACCAUCGCCGAGUCGCAGGACAGGCAGGAUGUCGUCGAGAGGACCAAAGCUGCCGUCAGUGCAUCUCAGGCGGGCAAGCCGAGGACAGGCUUCAGCUCCCGAGGCGGCGCUGGGAACUGGACGGAGGAUGCCCCAGCGGAUGACUCCGAGGAGGUCACAAAGCAGCAGGAGAUUGCGGACAAGGUCAAGGAGGAUAUCAACUCCAGCCUGCCGCCCCCGCCAAAGACAUAUCACCAGCACGACAGAGACAUGGAGUGA